Naegleria gruberi is the source of this 744-nucleotide messenger RNA. RefSeq lists its product as uncharacterized. Lineage: Eukaryota; Heterolobosea; Eutetramitea; Acrasida; Naegleriidae. Bases 1 to 744 code for a protein of 247 amino acids. The record is from RefSeq and is a predicted model, not a curated record. The transcript has 2 exons.
AUGGACAGCUACAUUUUAGCAUUAACUCAUUCAGGAUAUUUGUAUAUUAAUGAAGGAGGUACAACAUUUACAGAUAUGGGGUUGAAUGUUGACUAUUUCAGUAAUCCAAGUAAUUUAAUUGUAAAUAUUUUUGCAACCUCCUACUCAUUCUUUAUACGGACGAGGUCUGGUGAGGUUUAUUAUGUAGAGCAAGGACUCUCAAAAAUGGUAAAAUCGAGUUUAUUAUCAUUUAAAAGUUUUAAUCCAAGUGCUGGGAGAUAUCAUUUGGCUUCUAUAUCGACGAAUACUCAUGAUUAUGGAUUAUUUGAGGUUAUUGGGUAUAAUAAGUUAGGAAAUUUGGGAAUUAAAACCAGCACAGAAACUGUUAAGGAAACAAUAUCAGUACCCAAAGUAUCUAAAUGGAUCCAAUGCAAGGAUAUGAGAACAUUCGAUUAUAGGAUUGCCGCUAACUUUUUCAAUACCAUAGUUUAUCGAGUCAAAAAACCUGAAUUAGUUUCAGUCGAGAGAUUUAAAAGGUUACUCUUCUCCUCUCUCAUUAAUGAUCAAUAUGUGAAAGAAACUCAAAAUAUUCAUAAUCCAUUCUUGGAAAUGUUUAAUGAAUAUUCAAAAAGAAUUAUUUCAACAAGAAACUUUCACGAUAUUUCAAUUCUUACCACAGAUGGAUUUUUAACUACUAGUACCUUCCACAAUAGUGAAUACAAACUUGUACAGCCAACCAAUAAUGCAAAUUUUCAGCUUGCCUAA